Messenger RNA from Arachis ipaensis, 1113 nucleotides. Lineage: Eukaryota; Viridiplantae; Streptophyta; Magnoliopsida; Fabales; Fabaceae. The record is from RefSeq and is a predicted model, not a curated record.
UUCUCCAUCCACUCAAUGAUGUUUUUUUCCUUCCCUCAUCUUAUUAUGCUAUCACCUUUUGCCAUUUAGUAGUUAUAUCAAUGUUCAUUCACUACCCUCUCUCUUAGCUUCUUUCUCUCUCAUAUCCAAUUUGCUUUCUUUCUCUCUUAGUAGCUUGCAAUAAAUUAGGGUUUCCUCUUUAAGGGGGUGUAUGUGCUUCAAUUCAUUCUCUCUCUCCCUCUCUCUCUCUCUUUCAUUGGAUAUUUUGUCUUGUGAGGGUAAAAUAGCAUAGCUUCUGAAUUGAAGGAUCUCUCUCUCUCUCUCUCACAAGGGAAAAAAAAUAAAAGGUACUUCCCUUUUAGUUUAUCUGAUCAAGGAAAAAACCUAUACAUACAUCACAAACAGAGAAAAAUGGCAUCAUCAAGCUCUUACAACUCUCCAUGUGCUGCUUGCAAAUUCUUGAGGAGGAAGUGUUUGCCAGGAUGCAUCUUUGCACCUUACUUCCCACCUGAAGAACCCCAAAAAUUCGCGAAUGUUCACAAGAUCUUCGGCGCGAGCAAUGUCACCAAGCUUCUCAAUGAGCUUCUGCCUCAGCAGAGGGAAGACGCAGUGAAUUCCCUCGCAUACGAGGCAGAAGCUCGUGUGAGAGACCCUGUUUACGGCUGCGUUGGCGCCAUAUCUUACCUUCAGAGACAAGUCCAGAGACUUCAGAAGGAACUUGAUGCUGCCAACGCGGAUCUUCUUCGCUACGCUUGCAACGAAAUUCCUCCUCCACAUCAUCAUGUCCCAACCCUAGCACCACCAUUAACUCCCACAAUUCAUCAUCAACUUACACAAAGGCACUUUGGUGGUGCAAGAAUUGGCAAUGAUCAUGGAAUUGGAUUUUAUAGGCAAUCUCCAACCACCUAUUCCUUCCCUUAUUCUCUUCCAUGGAAUGAGGACAUCAAUGGUGGAGGAGCAGAAGGAGGAGGUAAUUUAUGAUCAUGAUGAUGAUCAUUAUGAAAACUACUAUGUUUUUGCAAUGUUGUGUCCAUCUUCUAGGGUUGGCAUAGCAUGGCAUGGUAUGAGGGUAUUAUAUAUCUAUCUAUAUAAUAAUAAUAAUAAUUAAUAAAUAAAUAAUAAAUAAUUAUAUGU